Molecule: messenger RNA, 3421 nt
Organism: Vigna unguiculata (cowpea)
Lineage: Eukaryota; Viridiplantae; Streptophyta; Magnoliopsida; Fabales; Fabaceae
Product: putative serine/threonine protein phosphatase 2A regulatory subunit B''delta
Biological process (GO): protein dephosphorylation
Cellular component (GO): protein phosphatase type 2A complex
Molecular function (GO): protein phosphatase regulator activity; calcium ion binding
Source: RefSeq, a predicted model, not a curated record
AAAAUACACAAAAACACAAAAACGAACACGCCUCUAUUCAUUUUCUUUUCCAGUAUCUGCACACACAUUUGUUCUCUCUCCCUCCAAAUUCGCGUGGAUCUCUACAGAAUUUUACAUCCAAUUUUAUUUCCCUCGCGCAUUCUUGCACCGUCGAAGCCUCUCACCAGAUCGCCGCACCGAUCCAUCUCCUCAAUCUACAUCGGUAAUCGAUCGUAAUUCCUAACAGUAGAAAGAUCUAGGGUUCCUUCUGAAUCCGCAGCUGGCUCCAGCACAUUUGUUUCAUUCCGAUAUAGAAUCUGGUUGGCGCACGCAGUUUCGAUUCAAAGGCAUUCAAAUUCAGCUCGCUCGAGCAGGUUUCGCUUUGUUCUUUGCGUGGUUCGGUUCGUGAAUGAGAGAUAAGGUCACGGUUUCGAUUAGAUGAGCAUGGAGGUCGUUAGCGAUACGGCGUCGUUGGAUGUCGAGCUGUUGCAGCUCCCUGAGGUGUCCUCUUUGGCACUCAAAUCUAACCUAAGUUUCGUUGAGACGCUCUUCGAGCAGUGGCUUUCGCUUCCCGAAAGUAAUCGAUUGGUAACAUCGUUGCUAAAUGAAGCAAAGUCAGGUGCUCCCUUGAAUGUACCAGGGAACUGCUCUAGUCCAAAUUCUUCAAGCAAUUCUUUGCCCUCCAUGUUUCCCGCUGGCACUGCACCGCCUCUUUCGCCAAGAAGUUCAUCUGGCUCCCCUCGCAUAGUGAAACAUAGAGUUGGCCCUUCUAACUUGGGUUCUCCUUUGAAGGUUGUCAGUGAGCCAGUAAAAGAAUUGAUACCUCAGUUUUACUUUCAAUUUGGGCGUCCUCCUCCAAAUGAACUGAAAGAACAAUGCCUUGUUAGAAUUGACCAUUUAUUUCAUGAUCACAUGGAUGGUCUGCAGAUACAUGAAUUCAAGACAAUUACUAAGGAAGUAUGCAAGCUGCCAUCUUUCUUUUCCACAUCUCUUUUUAGAAAGAUUGACGAUGGAACUGGAUUUGUGACAAGGAAAGCAUUUAUUGAUUAUUGGGUCAAUGGAAACAUGUUGACAAAAGAUAUAGCAACCCAAAUAUUCGCAAUUUUAAAGCAACCACAGCUCAAAUACCUUACUCAGGAUGAUUUUAAACCUGUGCUACGUGAACUUUUGGCAACUCAUCCAGGAUUGGAGUUUCUGCAGAGCACACCUGAGUUUCAAGAGAGAUACGCUGAAACUGUCAUAUACAGAAUAUAUUACUACAUUAAUAGAUCAGGAAAUGGUCGUCUCACCCUGAGGGAGCUGAAGCGUGGAAACAUAAUUGAUGCAAUGCAGCAUGCUGAUGAAGAAGAGGACAUAAACAAGGUUUUGAGAUACUUUUCUUAUGAGCAUUUUUACGUCAUAUACUGCAAGUUUUGGGAGCUGGAUACAGACCAUGAUUUCUUGAUAGACAAAGAGAACCUUAUCAGAUAUGGUAACCACGCGCUUACCUAUCGAAUUGUUGAUAGAAUAUUUUCCCAGGUUCCUAGAAGAUUUACCAGUAAGGUUGAGGGAAAGAUGGGUUAUGAAGAUUUUGUUUACUUCAUACUGUCAGAAGAGGAUAAAUCAUCUGAGCCAAGUCUUGAGUAUUGGUUUAAGUGCAUUGAUUUGGAUGGAAAUGGAGUUCUGACACGGAAUGAACUGCAAUUUUUUUAUGAGGAGCAAUUGCAUCGAAUGGAGUGCAUGGCCCAAGAACCUGUGCUAUUUGAGGAUAUACUGUGCCAGAUUAUUGACAUGGUUGGACCUGAGGAUGAGAGCUAUGUAACUCUGCGAGACCUGAAAGGCGGUAAACUCUCAGGAAGUGUUUUCAAUAUCCUGUUCAAUCUGAAUAAGUUUAUGGCCUUCGAAACUCGUGACCCAUUUUUGAUUCGUCAGGAACGUGAGAAUCCUACAUUGACAGAGUGGGAUCGCUUUGCUCAUAGAGAAUAUAUAAGGCUUUCAAUGGAAGAAGACGUAGAGGAUGCAUCCAAUGGUAGUGCAGAAGUUUGGGAUGAAUCGCUAGAGGCUCCUUUCUGACAUCAUUUUUAGCAUUUUCAAUGGCGUUCUCGCUGUAGUGAUUUAGAAAUUUCAAUCCCGGGGGCAUAAUUGUUUUACAAUGCUCUGUAUUUAGGAUUUGGACAUGGAAGCUUGCAUUCACCUUGCAGCUUUCCUCGUGAUCAAUUGAUUGCGUUAUUAUCAAUUGGGGUAUUACCGCAUUGACUAUAGUGAGAAAGAUGUUUUAUUGUGAGAAUAAGAGGGUUCAAUAAUAACCGUUGGAUUAAAAUAAACUGUCAAGAUAUAAUCUAACAUGACUAUGUAUUCUAUUCUUUCACUCGCUCGUGUCUCUCUUCCUCUCCUAUUUCUUCUUUUUUCUUUCCAAAAUCGUCAUUUUCUCUAUCCAUUUCUAUGCCCAGCUGACUUCAACAUUCACUCUCGUCUCCAAUGUUUGAUGAAUUUAAACAUGAAUAUCACAUGAAAUAAAAAACGAGAUGAAGGGAACACAAGUUCAUCGUCGUGUCCAAUCCUAGUGGCAUGCUGCAUGGCUUCAACUGUAAUGGAAUGUUCAGGGGCUACGCCAUGGAUUCAUGUAGGUGGGAGUCUGGCAAUAGAAAAUUUUUGGAUAAAUAAAUGUGGCCUUGGUAAUUCUUUCAUGAGGUUCUGCGGUUGGGCUUGUCAGCGGUCGCUCUUACUUUUUAAAUAAAAAAGCAUUUCAUUAAACAUUGGAGUGCUGGAUGGAAGUCAGAGGGCAGAGGAAUUGGUGGUUUUGUAAAGAGUGACGGGAUACACGAGCACGAGUGCGUGUGGUGUGGGAGAGUAGAAUAAACAAUCGUGUAAGAUUUUAAAUUAUGUAGUUAUAUUGACCAUUUCUUUUAUCUGAUGGUUAUUCUUGAACCCUCUCAUUCUCAAAAUGAAACAUAUUUUCUUAAAACUUAAUAGUGUGUAUAUUGAUAAAUAAAGAAGACAAACAAAUAUAUUGGUUGAAAAAACAAAAGCCCAUAUCUAUCUAUCUAUUCAUUGUGCAGAGUACAAGUAUCUCAAGUCAUUUAUGUUAUCUCCUCAUGCCCUUGCCCAGAACCCGUGCUUUCAUCGAUAUUGACCUAAACUGUGACUUCCUUCCUUGGUGGCCUUGCCCAAAUUGAGCCAUUGUGAUUUUGUGGUGUACCUGGGCAGUUCACAUUUUGCUUCCCUAGCCAAUCCAUUCUAGGGAGAUUCUACUCGCACCCACCUUUCUAUUCUCUUCAUGCUCCCCGUAAUUCCGUAAACUUACAUUUGGGAUGGGGGAAGAGAAAAGAGGUGCCAAUUAUCCCCCCUCCAUUUUAUCAUGCUAUUUGAUCAUUUUUUGGGAGCCCUUUUGGUCAACUGACUACUAUGCAGUGUGUAUAAUUUUCUGUUUCCUCUUAAUUAUGAAAGCAUUUUUAACUUUUAA